Molecule: messenger RNA, 8211 nt
Organism: Acipenser ruthenus (sterlet)
Lineage: Eukaryota; Metazoa; Chordata; Actinopteri; Acipenseriformes; Acipenseridae
Product: C3 and PZP-like alpha-2-macroglobulin domain-containing protein 8
Exons: 43
Coding region: 476-6061 (1861 amino acids)
Cellular component (GO): extracellular region
Molecular function (GO): endopeptidase inhibitor activity; protein binding
Source: RefSeq, a predicted model, not a curated record
UUAAGCGGGCUUGUUAGUUGGUGUGGCUACACUGUAAUUUAUGGGUGGGGAAAACGGAAUAGCGCACAGAACGGGGCUUGCUGUGCUUAUCAAGGAUCUGGCUGAGGGACGCGCGCAGGCAGGCAUAGAGACAAAAGCGAACAUCAAAGGAGAGGAGAGGAGCGAGUGGACGAGAGGGAGAGCGGAGAGGAAAAAAAACAUAAGGGGUGAAAAUAAAAGAAAAUACAGAGAGGAAAAAGAAACUUUCCCAGAGAAUAAACAAGGCUCAAUGCUGAAAAAUGUGAGCGAGCGGUGCUGAAGCGACAGAAUCGGGCGCGUUUGAGAAAAUACCGCUUGUACCACUUACCAAAAAACUCGAUGGAUUGUGUGGCCUGAAGCGAAGAAAUCCAUGACGGGUUACUUUUUAAGUUUUCCGGGGAAGGAAUUCCUUUUGGAUUUCAAUUUAAAAUAAGAAACCCGCCCGCUCUGGACUUGUAUGAAAAUGCAGGAGAAAUACCGCACGCUUUGGAUAAGCUGUGUUGUGUCGGUGUUACUGGUUCAGUCCAGCUAUGCCCGUGGAAGACAAGGCUACUUGAUAGCGGCCCCCUCUGUGUUCCGUGCCGGGGUGGAGGAAGCUGUCAGCGUGACCAUUUUCAACCCCGUCAAGGAGACCACCGUGCAGGUCCAGCUCGCAGUCAAGGGGGAGACGGUGGCACACAGCCACGGCACGGUGCUGGAGAAAGGAACGAUCAAGUUAAAGGUUCCCUCCGGCCUGCGCGGGCAAGCUCACCUGAAGGUGUGGGGGAAUCGGCACCUGGCGGACGAGGGCUACAUCUUCCACAACUACACCACUGUGACCGUCGACGCCAAGGGCUCCUCUGUCUUCAUCCAGACUGACAAGCCCGUCUACAAACCCAAGCAGAAAGUGCUGAUCAAUGUGUUUUCAGUCACACCUGACCUGAGGCCUGCCAAUGAGAAGAUUGAAGCCUACAUCGUGGAUCCGAGGGGGUCUAGGAUGAUCCAGUGGCCUGACCUGAAGCCCAUCUGCUGUGGGAUUGUGAACAUGAGCUUCCCUCUGUCAGACCAGCCAGUGCUGGGGGAGUGGCUCGUCUUCGUUGACAUGCAGGGCCACACCUACAACAAGUCCUUCGAGGUGCAGAAGUACGUCCUGCCAAAGUUCGAACUGAUCAUCGAGCCUCCCAGGUUCAUCCGUGACCUGGCCUCGUGCGAGAAGGGAUCUGUGCACGCCAGGUACACGUUCGGGAAGCCCGUGACGGGAAAGCUCACCGUCAACAUGACCGUGAACGGAGUGGGCUACUACAGGCACGAAGUGGGGCAGCCUGUGGUGAAGACCAUGGACAUCGACGGCUCUGCAACCUUCAGUCUGUGCGUGAAGGACAUGAUGCCGGCGGACGUGGCGGACCACUUCCGUGGUGCGGUGAACAUCUGGGCGGCGGUCAGCAGCGUGGACGGCAGUCGGCAGGUCAUGUUCGACGACUCCACGCCCAUCCACAAGCAGCUCAUUGAUAUAAAGUACUCCAAGGACACCAGGAAGCAGUUCAAACCAGGCCUUCCGUACAGAGGCAAGGUGGAGGUGACGUACCCUGAUGGCAGCCCCGCGGACGGAGUGACCAUUCGGAUCAAGGCAGAGCUGACCCCGAAGGACAACGUGUACACCAGCGAGCUGCGCUCCCGCGGGGGGCUGGUGGAGUUCGAGAUCCCCUCCAUCCCCACUGCUGCCCAGUACGUGUGGCUGGAGACCAAAGUGACGGCGAUCGACGGCAGGCCGGCAGGAGACCAGUACCUUCCCAACUACCUGUCCAUCAGCAGCUGGUACUCUCCCAGCAAGUGCCACGUCCAGCUGCAGGGCCCCAGCGCUCCUCUGCAGGUGGGUGUGGAGGCUCAGGUGUCCUUGAAGUCCACGUGCCCGUGUGAUUUCACCCUGCACUACGAGCUCGCCUCCCGGGGGAACAUCGUGCAGUCCGGCUACCAGCCCUCCAAUGUCACCCUGCAGCGGAGCAAGAGAGCCACCGUCACCUUCGACAAGAACGUCCGCACCAGCGCCCCCGUUAGACCAGGUGCUCCCAAGCCCCCAUCUCCGGCGGAGACAGACGUCUGCGUGACGAUCCUGCACUUCCCUGUGACCUACAACAUGGCUCCACUCAGCCGCCUGCUGGUCUACUACGUGAGGGAGAACGGGGAGGGGGUGACUGACAGCAUCCAGCUCCCAGUGCAGCCAGCUUACGAGAACCAGGUGUCCAUAGCCCUGUCCUCUAACGAGUCCAUGCCCGGGGACGUGGUUAACAUGCGGGUCAGAGCGGAGAGGGGUUCCUGUGUGUGCGUGGCGACUGUCGACAAGAGCCUAUAUCUGCUGAAGCCAGGCUUCCAGCUCACUACCGACAAGAUUUUUCAGGACCUGGUGGACUUCGACGUUUCGGACGCCUUUGGGAUACCCAAGGACGAUGGUCACUUCUGGUGGCCGGGCCUGUCGUCACGCCGACGGAGACGCUCCUCGGUUUUCCCCUGGCACUGGGAUAUCACCAAGGAUGCCCGCUUCGCCUUCACUGAGACGGGCCUGGUGGUGAUGACAGACAUGGUGAGUCUGAAUCACCGGCAGAACGGGGGCAUGUACACGAACGAGGCCGUGCCCGCCUUCCAGCCACACACCGGGACCGCGGUGGGAGCCGUGCACUCCCGCACCGUGCCAAGGGCUGAGAAACGAAGAAGAACCUUCUUCCCAGAGACCUGGAUUUGGCACUGCCUCAAUGUCAGUGACAUCACCGGGGAGGGCGAGCUGCGGCUGGAGGUUCCGGACUCUAUCACCACCUGGAUCACGGAGGCUGUCGGCUUGUCUGAUGGGAAGGGGCUGGGCCUGGCUGCGCAGACGGAGCUGCGUGCAUUCAAACCGUUCUUCGUGGACUUUGCCCUGCCCUACAGCGUGAUCCGCGGGGAGCAGAGCAAGAUCCUGCUGACUGUGUACAACUACCUGCCAGUGUGCGCGGAGGUCCAUGUCAAGGUCUCGGUUCCCAAAGGGAUCAAGUUCGUGGGUCACCCCGGCAGGCACCACCUGACCCGGAAGAAGUGUGUGCCGCCCGGAGAAGCCCGUCCCACCUCUAUCGUCCUGUCCUUCAGUGAGCUGGGACUGGCCAACAUCACAGCUCGGGCGUUUGCCUACAGUGAGGUGGGCUGCUGUGAGGAGGGGGUGCAGUCUCCCCUUAAGAAUGGGAAGCACCUGGAGGACAGCGAGCUGGACAGAAGGACCGCGGUGGGCAUGGACUCCGUGCGGCGGAGUGUCCUGGUGCAGCCGGAAGGUCUGCCGAGAGAAUAUACCUACAGUGUGUUCUUCUGUCCUAAUGAGAAAAUCCACAUCUCCACUCCCAACAAGUACGAGUAUCAGUACGUGAAGAAGCCGUCGCGAAUGACGCACUUCGACGUGGCGGUGAAGGCUCACAACGACGCGCACCUGGCGCUGUCCUCGGGGCCGCACGACACCGCCGGGAUGGUGGAGAUCGUGAUCGGGGGCCGCCAGAACUCCCGCACCUGGGUGUCGGCCAGCAAGAUGGGCGAGCCGCUCGCCAGCACUGGCACCGAGGGCAUCCUGUCCUGGGACGAAUUCCGCAACUUCUGGGUCAGCUGGAGGAACGGUGUGGUGCAGGUGGGCCAUGGGGUGCACCCCUCUAACGAGUCUGUCAUCACAGAGUGGGCAGGGCUGAAGCUGCCGCAGGUGAAGUACGUGGGCUUCUCAACAGGCUGGGGGUCCGUGGGCGAGUUCAAGAUCUGGAGGAAGGAGGACUCGGAUGAGAACCACAAUGAGGCGUUCACUCUGGGGGUCCCGCACAACGUGGUCCCGGGCAGCGAGCGAGCCUCUGCCUCCAUGAUAGGCGAUGUCAUGGGCCCCACCCUCAAUAACCUGGACAAUCUGCUGCGGCUGCCCUUCGGCUGCGGGGAACAGAACAUGAUCCACUUCGCUCCGAACGUCUUUGUGCUGAAGUACCUGCAGAAAACCAAGCAGCUCAACCCGGAGGUGGAGGGGGAGGCCACAGACUACCUGGUGCAAGGAUACCAGAGACAGCUGACCUACAAGAGGCAGGACGGCUCAUACAGCGCCUUCGGAGAGAGGGACUCGUCUGGCAGCAUGUGGCUGACUGCGUUCGUCCUCAAGUCCUUCGCUCAGUCCCGCGGCUUCAUCUUUAUCGACCCAAAGGAGCUGAGCGCGGCCAAGGACUGGAUCAUCCAGCACCAGAAAGAGGACGGCUCCUUCCCUGCCGUGGGGCGCAUCCUCAACAAGGACAUCCAGGGAGGGAUCCAUGGGAAGAUCUCGCUGACAGCCUAUGUGGUGGCAGCGCUUCUGGAAACCGGGAUAACAUCCGAGGAAGAGAAGACGGCGGUCGCUAAGGCCAAGCACUUCCUGGAGACGAACGUGUACUCCGCUGAUGACCCGUACACCACGGCGCUGACAGCGUACGCCCUGACGAUCCUCCGCAGCACCUACGCGCCCGUGGUGCUCCGCAAGCUCAACAACAUGGCCAUCACGCAGGAUGGUUUUACUCACUGGAGCCUGACUGGAACCACAGUGACUGAUGAGGACACCUUCAUGGGCUUCAACGACGGCCUCUCGCAGUCAGUCGUGUCGGCAGAGGUGGAGAUGACUGCCUACGCCCUGCUGACCUACACCCUCCUGGGGGAUGUGGCCACAGCCCUGCCCGUGGUCAAGUGGCUCUCGCAGAAGAGGAACGCCCUGGGGGGCUUUUCAUCCACACAGGACACAUGCGUGGCGCUGCAGGCCCUGUCUGAGUACGCCAUCCUGUCCUUCGUGGGUGGAGUCAACCUCACCAUCUCUCUGGCCUCCACGAACCUGGACUUCCAGGAGACCUUCGAGCUCAACAAGGCCAACAAGAAGAUCCUGCAGACUGCCCUGAUCCCCAGUAUUCCUACAGGACUGUUCGUCAGCGCCAAGGGGGAAGGGUGCUGCCUGAUGCAGAUCGACGUGUCCUACAACGUUCCUGAUCCCGUAGCCAAGCCGGCGUUCCAGCUCACUGUGACCCUGAAAGAGCCUAAACUGGGGCGACACCACCCCCAGCAGCAACGCCCCCCGGCUGCACGCCCCAAAUCCCGCGCCGAUAACCGCUCGGAGCUGAGCCGCCGUCGCCGGGCUGCCACGGACGAUGAAGACCCCGCUGCGGACCAGGACCACCAAGAGUACCAGGUCAGCCUGGAGGCCUGUGCCAGGUGGCUGCAUGCCGGCUCCUCCAACAUGGCUGUGCUCGAGGUGCCACUGCUGUCCGGCUUCAGAGCAGACUUGGAGAGCCUGGAGAAGCUUCUCCUGGACAAGAAGAUCGGACUGAAGAGAUACGAGGUGGACGGCAGGAAGGUUCUGUUUUACUUUGACGAGAUUCCCAGCCAGUGCAGGACCUGUGUGAAGUUCCAAGCGUAUCGGGAGUACAUUGUUGGGAAAACCGCUCCUGUUCCUGUCAAGGUGUAUGACUACUACGAACCAGCAUUCGAGGCCACUCGUUUCUACAACGUGAGCGAGCACAGCCUGCUGGCGAGGGAGCUGUGUGACGGGACCACGUGUAACGAGGUGGAGAGUUCAGCCAACCAGUGGAUCGGCUUCGCGCAGUCCGGCCAGUGUAACAACGUGUUCGGCUGCCUGGAGGAGGAACACUUCGAGCAGUGCACCUGUUACCGGGACUGCGGAUACGACGGAGAGCCCGUCUGCGCCUCUGACAACAUCGUCUACCAGAACCAGUGCCAGAUGGAGGUGGCAGCCUGCCGCAACAGCACCCGCAUCAAGCAAGUGCCCAUGUCCCAGUGCCCCUCACUGGAGAAUCUGCCUGAAGAAAAGGAGCUGACAAUCGAAGCGCUACAGGACCUGCCUCCAGUGCCGCCAGGAGAGGAGGAGGAGGAGCCCGAGCCCCAGGCGGAGGUCUCGUAUUACUCUUACGAGUACGACAGCGACCCCUACGUGUCGGAGGGGGAAGAUGACGCCUUCGAUCUGGGGGGCGAGGUGGUGACGCAGUCAGACAGGACGCAGGAGGGCGAGCUGCACUUACUGGAGAUGGAGGACACCGUCACACAGUGAAUAUCCCCUUGGAAUUAACAUGGAAAAAGAAGGUGAAUAAAUUGUAUAUUGUUUGUUAAUACAUUGAACUGACUCGACUGAAAUAAAGAAGAGGACCACUGCUGUGAACAAAAGAACAAGCGAGCAAGUAGCCGAGGUCUGUCUGUCUGUCUGUCUGUCUGUCUGUCUGUCUGUCUGUCUGUCUGUGCCUUUUUUAUAUGCAUUCUCAUUCACAAUAAAUAGGAAAGCGAUAGCCUCUUCUGUCUCUCUGAUGCAUUGUGAUAUAUAGAGAGUAUAUAUAUAUUAUAUAUAAUGAAUCAGGAUCACUAGAGAAAAUCAAUGAGUAUUUAUGUUUGUAAUUAUACUUACAUCGCAAAAAAAUAUUUGAUUUCUAACUGUGGUAUUUAUUUUGUAUUAGUCAGUGCUUUGUUGUUUUGUUCUCUCAAGUUACACCACACCCCCCAUAGAUGUAGUGGAAACUGGGCUUUUGAGCUUCCAGAAGCUUUAUUUUGACUAAAUUAUGAGCUGCAGUUGCGCUUGUUUCCACUAGGUGUGCUCUAGCAGCAGAACCCACUUCCUAUUGGAUAAUCAUGACUUACAGCAAACCUUUCUCUGGAACUAUAAUGUUAAACUGUAUGUAAAGCAUAACACAUAAAUGUGGUUUUGGAAAACAAAUUAGUAGCUAAUUAUUUAGGAUAUAUGUUACUAUACUAUACUAACUAUAGUAGAAUUAGAAUUUAACUUCAGUUUGGCAUCCCCAGAACUAAUAAAAAAAAGUGCAUUACAUUGCAGUAACCAAUAAAAAAAUAACAGUAAAUAUUCAUAUGUAUUGAUCGCAUUAAUGUACAAAACACAGGAUAUAAUAAGGGCAAUUUGGGUAUGUGGCCAGAGGGGGCGCUGCCACCACCUCACAUGGUUAGAAUGCUGACCCAGUGGAACACUUGUGACGUGUUCCGGAGUCUUCAUGGCGACCGCAGUGUCAUCCUGACCAUGCGACGCGUUGGCGACUCCCCCCUGAGGCCGCGUGUGACACAACGCGAUCGAUAAAUUAGCUGCUAUGCCAGGCUCUGUACCGACCUGCACAUUUUGACCUGUGGAGUGUUUCUUUUCAUAGUGGUGGAUUAAAAAAAAAAAAAAAACAAUGAUGAAAAGAUAUGUUUUGCUUUGUUGUUAUAUUUUAAAAGAAUAAAAAAAUACAUUUGAAAAUAGAAAAAAAAACGUGUUUUAAUUAACUUCUGGUCAUUUCGGUCAACUUUGUGCAUUUUGGCUCUUAAGUCUUGCCUAAAGAUAGAUACACUGUACUGACUUCAAAAUGUUGCAAUGCAACACCGUGCACUGUAUCUGAAAGACCCUUAUGCUAAGACAUACAAGCCACUGGUUCCAAUCACCCUGAAACUUGCAGACAUGCCCUCGUUUUGCUCAGUGACUUGUCUUGUUUUAAAUAACUUGCAGGGAUUUGUAUGAAUCUGUGAGGGUUAAACACAUCAAUGCACGUGUCCCCCAGCGCCACCCUGUGGCGAUGAUCGAUCACUGCCCCCCUAAACUUAACCCUUUAAAGUCUGAGGCAUGUUCUCUGCCCUGCUUACAUGAUCAUCAGGUUUGUAAGCUUUGUAAAGCUUAAAAAAAUGAUUUGCUUUGAAAUAUGUUUGACUGGUAAUAGGAAGCUUGUGUAUGUGUGUGUGUAUAUAUAUAUAUUAUUUAGAACUUUAUCUAUUACAUUGCAUGGUAGGUUUCCCUGCUGAGAAAACACUGUUUGCAAUGUGGACUGUCCCUGAAAUGUACCCGUUUGGUUUUUCAGUUGAUUACAGUGAAGCAUUGACACCGCAGUGUAUAUUUGCCACUCUGGGCAAAUUGCAGACAAAUUGCCCACUCCAGAGUAAAUGUAUGACAUGGGCAAUUUGUGUUUUUUUCUUUUUAAUCAGAACCCCCCACCCAUCUCCCAGAGACAACAGAAUAAUGGUUCUCAUUUUCAAGCACAUCCACAUGCAGUGACCAUCAGGCUGCUUUACCAUGCGGCCAUUCGUUACUGCGAAAGCUAUUUUAUUAAAGUAACAUCUAGUGUCUUAAAACAAAACAAAAGUUUAUAUUGAAAUUACUGUAAAGAAAGUGAUCUGAAACUUUUUCAAAUACUUAAAUAUUACUGUAAUAAAAAAAACAUUGUAUACAACUCA